Cryphonectria parasitica EP155 is the source of this 441-nucleotide messenger RNA. RefSeq lists its product as uncharacterized. NCBI's taxonomy places the organism in Eukaryota, Fungi, Ascomycota, Sordariomycetes, Diaporthales, Cryphonectriaceae. The record is from RefSeq and is a predicted model, not a curated record. The transcript has 7 exons. Bases 1 to 441 code for a protein of 146 amino acids.
AUGGCUACGGAGAAAGAAGUCCCCCAUGUUGAGCAGAAGCACUACAUGGACUACUCCGAGCUGGACUCAGUCCGAGGCAAGUUGCUAGAGUUUUGUGACGGGGCAAGUGCCUUGCAGGAUCUGGAAUGGAAGGAGCAUAUGCUCUCUGGCGUUGCGGAAGUCACCCACGCAUAUCUGAUCUGGACCUUCCACCUUAUACAAUUAGCGAAAAGGCACCUGUGUAUGGCGACGCAAUACAUGCAGGAGGACGCAUCCGCCAGGCCGUCGGGUGCACGAGGCGAAUACAAGAAAAUUCCCAGUCCUGACUCUCUACUUCCUCAACGCCUCCCCCGCUUCAUCCGCACCGCCUUCCUGCUCGAGGAGCUGCGCCUCCCAUACACCUGCCACGGCAUUCAGAGGGCUGCUAGGUCAAGGCUCUGCUUAUGUGUGAUAUUUGCUUGA